Molecule: messenger RNA, 1147 nt
Organism: Hyposmocoma kahamanoa
Lineage: Eukaryota; Metazoa; Arthropoda; Insecta; Lepidoptera; Cosmopterigidae
Product: protein RRNAD1
Exons: 4
Coding region: 77-1147 (356 amino acids)
Source: RefSeq, a predicted model, not a curated record
AUAGCAUUUAAAAGAAGAAGAAAUUGAUUAAAAGCGAUUUAUUUUAAUUACAUAAAUAGGCUUUAUAAAAUAUCUGAUGAUAAUGUCAUCUCAAAUAGAAACAGUAAAAUCUACAAUAAGCAAGUCCUUAAAAAUUAUUCGCAUGUAUGAUUGGCUCAUAGACUUGUAUGUUUUGGAUUUCUUUGUCGACAACCAUUGGGAGAAACUACCAGCGUCAUGGCGCAACUGUUUUGAAAGUUUAGAUCCUCAAAUAUUGGGAGAUAUAUUAUCGGGAAAUCGUACACGUUACGUCUUGCCAUUAUCAUUUUUGGCCCUUAUAAAUUCCGUUAGAACUUUUAGUAUACAUCGAACAUACCCAAACAAAAAUCUAGAUACGAUAAAUGGUAAUAUGGACUCAUGUGGGGGCCACCCUAAAUUGAAGAACCUAUUUUUAAAGCAUGUUAAGUUAAAAAAGCGACAUGAAAUUUCCCUAAUGGCAAAUAUAGUGGCCGAUACAGCGUCAAAAAGUGGUUGUCAUUCUGUGAUAGACUUUGGAUCAGGCCUUGGACACUUGGUGAGGAUGCUGGCAUAUAAAAAUGAUCUAUACGCUGCUGGAAUUGAAUGUCAAAAUCAGUUGACUGUCGAAGCUAGAAAGCUCGACCUUGAACUAGAAUACACAGCAAGUAAGCAUCUCUCCCCCUCAGCUAUGUGUCAACUCCGUCGUCCAAUACAUUUUAAUGUACAACUUUCAGCACAUGAACAAUUGGACCUACUACCACUACCAAACACAAUGAAAAAUUAUGGUCUUAUUGGACUCCAUCCCUGUGGAGAUCUGGGGCCAUUGUUACUAAAUCAUUUUGUCAAUUGUGAAGCAGUAAAGUUUAUAUGUGUAGUUGGGUGCUGUUAUAUGAAAUUGGAGAGUCGAGGGUACCCAAUGAGUGAAUAUGUGAAGACUUUGGAUUGUCGUCUUUCAUAUGUCAGUAGAGAGAUUGCAUGUCAUGCUAUUGAAUUUUAUGUCGACAAGCUGAGGAAGGGACAGUUUGAGGAUUUGAAGAUACACGCUUAUAGAGCGGCUUUAGAGAGGAUUUUAUUGGACCACGAUCCAAAGAUGAAACAUGCCCCUGUCAGAAGUAUUAAGCAUUCAUACUCCAUGACAUUUAAAAGGUAA